AUGGAGAUCAAAGGUUAUCCAGCCUUUAGAUGGUCGACGAAGAUGAGGAAUCCUCCAUACAAGCGCACCAAUCAAAAGUAUUGUGAGUAUCACAACGACGAUGGUCAUCUCACCGAGGAGUGUAUAUCUCUUCGCCGUGGAAUAGAAAACUUUAUUAGGAACUGUAGGUUGGUGAGGUUUUUGGCUGAUGGAAGGAAUAGGGGUAGAGAGCCUCAAGAGCCUUUACGGCGGGAUGGUAACAACGAAGCCCCCGAUGGAAGGUGGGAUGAUCGUGUUGGGUUGAUUGGUAGAGGCGAGUCAAAUUCGGCAAGGAAGGCUCAUGCAAGAAGAGUGAAUGUAGAUGAUGUUUUCCUUCUUGAAAGACCUUCUAAAGCCCAAAAGAAGGAUCCAAUGAUCCUAUCAUUCUCAGAAGAUGACGCAGAAGGGGUAGCAAUGCCCCACAAUGACGCGCUAGUUGUGAAGGUAACAGUGGGGAAUCACAGCAUUCAUCGAAUUCUGGUGGAUAACAGAAGCUCGGUUGAUAUCUUAUACUGGCCAGUUUACAAACAAAUGGGAAUAGAUCGGGAGAGGAUCAAACCAUUUGGCUCACCCAAGGUUGGAUUUGCAGGAGAGCAAGUCCAACCCAUCAGGCUCGUCUCCCUUCCUGUUAUAGUGGGAACAACCCCCAAACAAGUGACAAUAAUGGUGGGUUUCCUGGUGGUUGACCGACCAUCUGCCUACAACGUAAUCAUUGGUCAAUUGGCACUAAAUAAGUUGAAAGCGAAAACUUUAACUUACCUCCUGAAGAUGAAAUUCCUGACAGAUGAUGGAGUCGGGGAAGUCAAAGGAAACCAAAUUGCAGCGAGAAAGUGUUACAACACUUCUCUGAAGAAAUCGUCGGAUUUGCACCUUUAA
This is a messenger RNA of Corylus avellana, 894 nucleotides long. RefSeq lists its product as uncharacterized. NCBI's taxonomy places the organism in Eukaryota, Viridiplantae, Streptophyta, Magnoliopsida, Fagales, Betulaceae. The record is from RefSeq and is a predicted model, not a curated record.